UGGAACGUUGUGCCAUGGGUAUCCAUUUAACAUUUUACCCGCUAUUUUUACUGAUGAUAUUUUCAGACGCGAUGGAAAGCAAACAACAGCUAUCAAAUCUCACCAUGACACAGCGGCUGGACUCACUGUUCAAACGCCCUCGUUAUGAUCCCAGACUCCGUCCUUACUUCAACGAAAAGCCAGUGACUGUUAAGGUGGGAUUCUGGGUAAAGUCUGUUUUAGCAAUCGACGCAAUUAACGAAAUGAACAUGGAUUUUGGUUUAGACAUUUUUCUUCGCCAAAGAUGGACGGACCCUAGGCUUGAUCAUGGUCUCCGUGAUACAUUGUCUCUUAGCAACACUAUUAUCUCCCAGAUAUGGCUGCCUGACAGCUACUUUAAAAAUGCUAAGGAUGCAAGCUUCCAUGACGUCACUGCUCAAAAUAUGAUGAUCACAAUCGGCCCGAGUGGGGUGGUGGAUUACAACGCAAGGGUGACCUUAAAAGCUUCUUGUCCAAUGGAUCUUAAACUUUACCCAAUGGAUGUUCAGCACUGUCCUCUGAUAAUAGAAAGCUAUGGUUAUGAUAUGAACAAUAUCGCUUACAAGUGGGAAAUCAAUAGCGAGGAUGGCAUGUCUUUUGUACCCAGUGAUAUGAAGAUGUUGCCUCAGUUUAAACUCACCGAGUUACAGUUAUCUUUAUUAUACACCACAUAUGUUAUCGGUAACUGGUCGGGAGUGAAAGCUUCAUUCACCUUACAGCGCCUGUACAGUUACCAAGUGAUUCACUUGUACGGACCCAGUGCCCUUAUUGUCACACUCUCCUGGCUCACCUUUCUACUGCCUCGGAGCCAGUCUCCUGCCCGCGUCACGCUGGGAGUGACGUCAGUGCUCACUAUAGUAACCAUUCUUACAAUGUCCAACAACGCCAUGCCUAAGGUGAAUUACGUGAAAGCUAUUGACAAGUACUUGAUUGUAUCAUUUCUGUUUGUGUUCUGUUCUUUGGUGGAGUAUGCCUUCGUGCUUCUUCUUGAUCGUGGAAAGCGAAAGUUUGAGCAGAGAAAGAGGGAUCUCAAAAACUUCAAAGACAAGUUUACCGAAAGUGUGAGACAACAUAAUGGUAGUACCCGCAGACGCAAAAAGUCAGCGGUGACACUCGAAGAAAACGUGAUCCAUGCAUUCAGGAACGGACGAGAAGAGUCAGCCAACCACACAAACGGAAAGUGUUUAAAAUGCUGCUCAGAUGACAGCCUGGGGAAGCGUGUUCCACUAACCAAGACGCCAAGUAAUUGUGGGAAAUCUUUGAACAAUGUGUGGGAAAAUAUUUAUCGUGAAGCUUUCAUUGUUGGUGUUGAUGAGUUUUCUCUCGGGUUAUUUUCGUUUGUAUUCUUGACCUUCAACUUGUACUAUUGGUUAACACUUUUCUUCUUUCCUGAUUAUAUCAUGUAGCACCAGGUCUUAUUACAAGCGGAAUGAAACACGUUACCUAAACAUUCUACGUCCUUGUUUCGAGAGUUCUAAACUUCACAAAAACUUAGCAGGGUUAGGUUGGCAAGUGCCAUUGUGCCACUAAAUAAAAUCUACACCAGACAACCGCAUUCUUUACACCCUAACAUCAGUAUACAUACUCGCCAUACUGUUCUCUAUAAAUCUCCUUGAGUGCUGUCAAGGAGAAUUUCCUCAGGAAUCGAGAGGUUCUUUAGUUGGUAAUCACUUCCUUGAUUCUUAUAAAACCUUAAUAAUAAUAAUAAUAAUAAUAAUAAUAAUAAUAUUUAUAUAGCGCGCACAUCAAAAGCUUCUCGUGGCGUUUUACAAUACUGUAAAAUAAUAAAAUAACCUAAUGCACAUAAAUAAAAUUCAAUCAAACAGAAGAGAAU
This is a messenger RNA of Stylophora pistillata, 1852 nucleotides long. RefSeq names its product glycine receptor subunit alpha-2. Gene Ontology annotation, biological process: monoatomic ion transmembrane transport. NCBI's taxonomy places the organism in Eukaryota, Metazoa, Cnidaria, Anthozoa, Scleractinia, Pocilloporidae. Gene Ontology annotation, molecular function: extracellular ligand-gated monoatomic ion channel activity; transmembrane signaling receptor activity. Gene Ontology annotation, cellular component: membrane. The record is from RefSeq and is a predicted model, not a curated record.